AGCCAGUGCAUGAAUGAAACCUACAGGACCUUAUAGGCGGCAGACAUGGAGCUCAAAAUUCAACUAACGCUGCCCUUUCUCCUUGUUCAGGUCCUGCUCCAAGUAUUUGCAGUGAAUUUGGACUGCACACCUGGAUUCCAGAAGAAGAACUAUCAAGUCCUUCAAUCUUCAGAUUUUAAAAAGGACCAGUUCAUUCUGAAAGUUCUGUUUGAUGACUGCAAUGGAAAUGAAGGGCUGGAGUUCUCAAUUUCUAACCCAGACUUUCGGGUCGAAGCAGAUGGAUCUGUGUUUGCUGUAAAAGAAAUGGCAGCCCGCGUGCCAGGAUUCCUCAUCCAGGCAACGUCUGUUCAUGCGCAGGACUUGGCUGAAGUCAGGAUUGUGGGAGAAGAAGGCAAUCGUAGUAGUGUUUUAAAGGAGAGCCUGAAGGUUGGAAACAUCUCCACUCUCCACAGAAGGAAAAGAUCUUUGAUAGCUCCUCCCAUUUCGUUCCCUGAGAAUCAAAGAGGACCAUUUCCAAAAGUUAUUGGACGGGUCAUAACUGACAGGCAAGAUGGCAUAAAAUUUCAAGUUCAUGGUAAGGGUGUGGAGGAGGAACCAAAGGGUGUUUUCAAAAUCAAUGACCAAUCUGGAGAAAUCAUUGUCACCCGUUCACUAGACCGCGAGGUGAUGGACAUGUAUAUUCUGCAAGUUGAAAUCACUGACUCCACUGGGAAACUCCUUGAAGGACCAGCCACCCUGUAUAUCACGAUUAUUGAUCAGAAUGAUAAUAAACCUCUCUUCAGGGAAGGACCGUACGUGGGCCAUGUCCUGGAAGCAUCCCCUACUGGAACUACAGUAAUGCGCAUGACAGCUUUUGAUGCAGAUGACACCAAUACAGACAAUGCAGUUCUGCGCUACAGCAUCAUUAAACAGACACCAGAGACACCAUCUCCAAACAUGUUCUACAUAGACCCAGAGAAAGGAGACAUUGUCACUGUAGUGCCACCUUCAAUCUUAGACCGAGAGACCCUGGAAGUAUUGAAAUAUGAAUUGAUUGUCCAAGCUAAAGACAUGGCAGGCAGUGAUGUGGGAUUGACAGGCACCGCAACUGCAACUAUCAUCAUUGAUGACAAGAAUGACCAUCCACCUGUAUUCACAAAGUCUAUGUUCCAAGCUACAGUGAACGAAGGAUUUACUGGAAUUAUACUGAAUCUUACCGUUGAGGACAAUGACGACCCAGCUACUGGAGCAUGGAGAGCUGUCUACACCAUUAUCAAUGGAAACCCUGACAUGAACUUCAAAAUUGAGACAAAUCCGAAGAACAAUGAUGGAAUGUUAUUUGUUGAUAAAUCUUUGGAUUAUGAAAGAUCUGCUUUUCACACAUUGCUGAUUAAAGUGGAAAAUGAAGACCCAAUCAUGCCUGAGAUUAGUUAUGGUUCCAGUUCUACCACAACCGUGCAAGUCACAGUUCUUGAUGCGAAUGAGCCGCCUGUUUUCAAUCCUGACCCGACAAUUGUAGUCAAACCGGAGAACAUCGCAGUAGGCAGUGUUAUUGUGACAUUGAAUGCAACUGAUCAAGAUAUCCUUCAGAAACAGACAAUUAAGUUUGCACAGUUUCAGGAUCUUGCUGGCUGGCUGACUAUCAAUCCUGCAAAUGGCACAGUUACAACCAAAGCUGCCCUGGAUCGAGAAUCUCCUCAUGUCCACAACAGUCAAUACACAUCCUUAUACCUUGCAAUUGAUAAUGGUGUCCCUGUUGCCACUGGCACUGGUACCUUGAUCAUCACCCUGCUGGAUGUGAAUGACAACCCACCCUCUGUUUUCCCAACCAUAGCAAAGUUCUGUGAGGAUACAAAAGAUGUCAACGUUGCAAUCUUGGGGGCAACAGACAAAGAUCUCCAUCCUAACGCAGAUCCAUUCAAAUUUCAAUUGGGCAAGCAGCCUGGAAUUGAAAAAACCUGGAAGAUCACUCAAGUAAACAGUACCCAUGCUCAACUCAGACUCCUGCAGACACUGAAAAGAGCAAACUACAUUUUGCCAAUUGUAGUGACAGAUGGGGGCGAUCCCCCACUGACCAACAGUACAGAUGUUCUAGUGCAAGUCUGCUCCUGCAAGAAGAACAAAAUGGACUGCAGCUCAGCCAACUCUCUCCACAUCAGCAUCACGCUCCUCCUGGUCUCUAUCAUCACGUUGUUCUGCCUGUAACAAGUGCUGAUGUCGGUGCUGCCUACUGAGUUGCUGUGGCAACAAGAGGAAAAAAAAAGCCAAAUCCGAAGAGUUUACAGGAUUUACAGUUGCUCAAGUUCUAGACCUCCUUGCUCCAAGCACGCUUUAAUUUGUACCUUCACUAGUCUAUCAAACUGUGCUACGGUCAGUGACAGCCUCUGACCUUACUAGCUUCCACUAAUGGGUUCCACCUCUAUGUGCAAGUGUUACAUUGUUUUUCUUUGAAGUUAGACUGAACAUCUAUGCAGAGGACUUGAGGACAGAAUACACAAUUAACCCAAUGCUCUGCUCCAGAAUAUUUUAAUUGUAAUGGCAUUGAAAAUAAGGAUAUUUUGUCAAAGCAAAACAUUUUCUACCGGAGACACUAUUUGGAAGCUAAGUAAGACAUGCUGUUGAUUCUUGUAAGGCAAAUUGUUCUCUGUGUGUCAAGGAAGUUUUAAGACAAAUUGUUCUAUCUGUGUGUCAAGGAAGUUAAACAUAGAUUGUGCGUAAGUGGUAAAUAUUGCUGUACAUGCUUUUGUUUCUCUUUCUUUUCUUUUCAAGCAGUAUUUUUAGGCAGUAUUAGAUUCAGUAACCUCUACACUGCCACAUACAGGACAGUACCACAUAUUGUGUUAAGACUAUGAGCCUCUGCCAUCACUAACCAUGUUUAAUCACACAUUCGCACAGCUUCAAAUUAAUGACAAUAAAGGACAAUAUGCUUUAUUCUAGAAUAACUCAAGACUAAUGAGAGCGAAAUAUCCAGAUGACAUAAAUGUAGGUUCUGCUAAGAAAAAUGCUGUGGGCAGUAUUGUCAGAAUAAUUGCAAUGUUGCAUGCUAAUUUGUGAUUUGGAUUUUUGCUACAAAUUUAAAAUAUUUGGCUCAGUGCUGUCUUAAACAGGUUUGGUUCGAUGUCACCAUGAUAUAUUCCACAUGGAAGUCACAAUGCAAAAAUUUUCACAUUAAGUAUCUUGCAACUUUACAUUAUGAGUAAUGACAACAAAUAGUUAUACCAAUACCCAAUAAGGAAAAUUACAACCAUCUGUCUAUUCUUCAAUUUGACAUCAAUAAACAUGAGCAGAGAGACUUCAGGACUCUCUUGGAGGAUCAUUGUCUGUUAGUCUUGGUGUUAUGGUGACUAUUUUUCAGACAAUAUUUUGGAAAUCUGCAGUUGCAAUUCACUGCAACAUGCUCAAUGGUCUCCCAUAUUUUCUCCCUGUCUGUAUCUUAAAGAUGUUACCUAUUAAUGACCUGUUACAUUCACAUCGUUAAUGUACACAUUGUCCACCAAAUCCAGCUCGCAGGCCCACAAAAUGGUUGCCACUUUUACUUUACCACAAGUCUGCAUGAUAGCCAUAUCUCAUAUGAAAGUUACAGCUGUAAUGCAAUUCUCCAAUGAACUUAAGUAAAAUAAAAUCUACUGCUGCUGGAACCCUAACCAAAAACAAAUAGUUUUAAAAUCUCCCAUUUCAAUUUGCAAAAUAAGGAGGGAAUUUUAGAGACAUGGGAAGUUGUGGUUAAAUGCUUAGAUGUGUGCAUCUCUUGUUUCCUUCGAUUUUCCACAUUUUACAUCAAGUGAUAGUUAUGUCUUCAUUGAAGGCACACCAUUUUGGAUUAAGAAACAGCCUUAUAUUAGAUUUCUUUUAAAUGGGUGUGUGUGUGUGUGUGUGUGUGUGUGUGUGUGUGUGUGUGUGUGUGUGUGUGUGUGUGUGUGUGUGUGUGUGUGUGUGUGUGUGUAAGAGAGAGAAUGAAUGAGACAACCCCCCACCAGGGCAAAGCAGUAAUUAACAUCCAGCCUGCUCAAGUGGAACUCAUCACCUAAGCCUUUUAUAAGGCAGACCCAGUCAGGAAAAAAAAACUAAAGCAGAUCCAGGGAUGGUCUGUAGAACUGUCUGUCCCAGUCUGAGACUAGCCUUUGCACACCAUGAGUUAUGGUUCUAUUUUGGUGUUUAACAAUGAACAACGAUCCUUUUCAAUCGGGCUUCCUGAUUUACUAUAAUUUGUAACACUGCUUUUGUUCAAGUAAUUUAAUGUCUUCUGAAAGAUGGAGAGGAUCAAUUUUCUUUAAAUUGCUAUUAACGUCUCCUUACCAACCAAAUAUCUUUCUUUCAUCCUUAUUAUUUUAUGACAUUCUAUAUUCUGUGGUUUUCUAUAGUAAUUAACUCAAGAGUCCCAGUCUCAGGAUAAUUACUAAUGUUGUGAGUCAGUUGGCAAUUUAAAUAAUUUCAAAGAUUAGAGUGAAGAAUAAUUACAACAAUUAAACUAAGACAUCAACUUCAGUGUUUAGAGAUGAGAGUUUGAAUACAAUCUAAGAAUCAAUACUAAAAGAUGUUUGUUAUCGACAGCUGUCAAAAUCAUCAAUAAACUGAGGUUGGUUUAAUUUUUAGCUGGAAUUGAUAAUGAGCACAAAAUUCUUCUUAAUUUGGUCAAUUUAAGUCAGGAAGUUACACUGCUUUAAUUACCCAAUGGAAAUGAAGUCAGUUCUGGGACUCUUAGCUGUUUAGUAUCCUUGCAAUGUGGGAAGAUUAAAAGGUGAUUUUGACCUUGUUUAACAGUUUGAAAUGACAACCUGUUUUACAGCUCUCCUGACUUUUAUUUCCAUUCAUGUCAGUAGAAAUACAAUGAGGAGAGAUAUAACAGGGAACAUUGACUUGCCAUCAGUCAUUUCACACUGUCACAUAAGCUACCCUGCAGUGUGUUAAAUUGCUACUGAACUCCACGUACCUCAGAACAAAACUGAAAUAGUACAUUUCUGACUCCUAACUCCUAUAAAAUUGGUGCAAAAUUGAAAUCCAUAUACAAAACAAAUAAAGUAACUAUCUGAACAUGUAAUGUAACAGUAUACCUUUAGAAUCGAAGGAACAACAGUAAAUUAGUAAAUUUAGUUACUGAGGAAAGUGUAACAUAAAUAAUUGCAUCUAUGUAAUGGUGGUUUCAUAUAUGAUAACAAUAUUGUUUGGGUAUCGGGAUUAGAUAUGUAUAUAGUCAAGGACUUGUUUUUUUUGAUUUGUGGAAAAUAGGGCUAUCUCUUACUGGUGGCAUCUGCAUGAUCUGAAGGUUAACUUGCUGAAUUUUGUCAACUGCAUGGAGACAUGUUUUGGGGGCAGUGUUAGAGGGCAGUGUUUCAGAUUGUCUCUCUGUACCUUUUUCAGCGGUGGGCUUGGAACAAGCUCGGCUGUCAUUGCAAUUCAUGAAGCCAACAGUGGCCACAUUUGGAUAAUUUUACAAUGAGAUUGGUAGUUUCCACCAAUGGAGUGGUCCCUGCUAAGUGUGGAGGCUGCCAGCUCAAUUGAAGUGACAUCCCAGUAGUAAGCCACAUGGUCAUUGGAUCCAUCUGCAUGCCCCAAUAACAUUACUACAGGACUCAAAGGCUUGUCUCUACACCUGGGGUGGAGGUUCCUAUUGCCUUAAGGCUUUAUUGUUUGUUGACAUCUCUGAAGGUAGAUGCCUAUAUCAUGAUGUACUCUGGUGCAUGCCUGGCAGCCAUGGCAGUGCCUAUUAAUCCCAGUGUGUUGCUGCGCUGACAGCAGUACAAACCUUCUGCUUGGACCCCACUUUCUGUCUAUCCUCUUUAAUUGGACAGAGCUCCCAGAGGCAGCUUUACAUUUAGCCUCCUGAAAAAAAUUGCAUCAAUCAUUCCACUUCCUAGUUUCCAACCCAGAGUUGAGGCCAAUUUCAGGAUUGCUACAUAACUGAGAAAAGCCCAUAAUGUGCCAACUGAGUUAAUGUAUCAGACCUGUGACCUUCCGUCAAAACUCAUGAUUUCUCAGAGAGACAGGCAGACAUGAAACAUAACUCUGUUUCUAUCUGGAAAGAAUCAAACAUACAUACUGUAGAAUGGCUAUCUAGAUCGGAAUUGGGAACUCAUGCAAAGAUAAUGAGAGUUACUAUAGGGAGAGAAAAGUCUGUCCUAAUUCCUUGAAAGUAUGUUCAUUACGUUGCAUAAAUCUGAAGAUAUUCUCACACUCUGGUUGAGAUUUUAACUCAUUCAAAAACCUUACGUGGUAUUAAGAUCAGGCCUACAUGUAAAACUGUUAACUAUAUGUUAAUUAGGGCAGAAGUCAGACAGCACCAGGUUCCAGUCCAACGCGUCACCUGAGGAUGGAGCAGCGCUCCAAAAGCUUGGUCAUACAAGUCCACACCAGCCCUCUGAAGAGCAUCCUAUGCAGACGCAUCGCCCUACCCAUCCUAUAACCCUACAUUUUCUGUGGCUUACGCAUCUAACUUGCACAUCCUGAACACUAUGAGCAAUGUAGCAUAGCCACUCCACCUAACUUGUGAUUUCGAAUAAAUCUGUUGGACUUUCAUCUGGUGCUGUGUGAAUUCUGACCUUGUCCACCCCAGUCUAACGCCGACACUUCCUCAUCAUAUAUUAAUUAGAUACACUCUUUAAAUUUCAAUUUGCACCAGACUGGUGGAAUAGAAGCUGUUGUAUUUUUCUGAUGCUAAGAGUCCUAUCUGUAAUGAGGAUGAACAGUCCUCAUCUAGUUUUCAGUGUGGGCUUGAGCACAUAUCACAAAACAUUUCACAAUUUGGCUCAGACUAGCAAUAAAUUUUGACAGUCUCCCACAGGAAGGCCACAAAGAUUACUGAUACAGCAAAGGAAAGGAACAGCACACUGCUUUUGUUGACACAAAAAUCUGCUACUGGGUCCUUACACAUGGCACUUUACAUCUGAUUAAACUAUACUUCACUUGGUAAUGGAAAAGAAGAACACUGCUUAUAAUGAGAAUCUGACAAAAAGCAGAAAAUAAAGUAUGGAAAUAUUCAGUAUAUCAGGCAGCAUCUGUGAAGAGAAACCGAGUUAAUGUUUCAGGUCGAUGAGGAUCCAUCAGGCCAGUUUAAAUAUUUCCAGCCUUUUUCAUCCUUACUUGGUGAUGCUUGUUGCUGAUCUGAUGAUGUGAAAUUUAAGAAAAAUGCUGAAAGUGGAACAAAUCUCCUUCAUCUUAAGCACAAAGCAGUACAUUUUAAAAAUAAUAUUCCCUGAUUUUUUAAAAAAAGUAUUCUGUGCUUUCCUUUGAAUUGUCCUGUUGCUUCGCAUGUACUAUUUAUCUUAAACACUGUUUAUUAUCUUCCAUUGAGAAUUAGGGCCACUAAAAGGCUAUUAAAAAAAUCAGUGUUCCAAAGUUAAUUUUCUACACAGGCUGUUAAUGGAAGAUACGAUUUGGCUUAUUAUUAAGAAUGAACUACAAAUAACCAUACUUUAAACUGCCUUAAAUCUGCAGUACAUUAAACCCUGAGCAUCAGGGAAAGCGAAAACAUUUCAGACAAUCCCUUGGGGAGCAUCUUAGCAAACUGUAGUGAUGUUUUAAAAGGACAUGUGUUAACCAUUUAAACAAUCAGGGCAUAUAACAUGAUGUGGCACUCUAGGAGUUCAAAAUACUGCAGUACUUUUUCAAUUAUAUUUCCUCUUAUUAAAUGUUACUUGUGAAAUGAAUCUCGGUACCUUUAUUAGUGAAUGUACAAAUGCAAACUGAUGCACAUUAUGUUUCAGAUGCACAUAUUAAAUGAGAUUUUGUUAUUGAAAAAUUAUAUAUAUAUUUUUCUCUUAGUUGUAAUGGUUAAACACAGCUGCCCUGAACCUAGCAUACCAACACUAACCACUUUGUUUUUACUGGUUUGAACUUCAAAAAAAAAGGUUCUGUCGCCAAAUUGAUCCAUUUGGAUAGAGGUGCUGUUGAUUACUUAAUUAAAACAUAUUUGCUGAAAUGCUUGCUGUUACUUAGCUGUAAUAAAUGUUACAUUCAUGAACAUGAUGUGAUUACAAAAAAAAACUUGUAUUUAUUUGUGCGAUGCUGAAAUAAAGGAAGUCUGGGAUUUUA
Molecule: messenger RNA, 8007 nt
Organism: Hemiscyllium ocellatum (epaulette shark)
Lineage: Eukaryota; Metazoa; Chordata; Chondrichthyes; Orectolobiformes; Hemiscylliidae
Gene: cdh13
Product: cadherin 13, H-cadherin (heart)
Exons: 14
Coding region: 46-2184 (712 amino acids)
Biological process (GO): cell-cell junction assembly; cell morphogenesis; multicellular organism development
Cellular component (GO): plasma membrane; catenin complex; adherens junction
Molecular function (GO): calcium ion binding; cadherin binding
Source: RefSeq, a predicted model, not a curated record